UGCUAAACGCUGCUUGCUUUCUAGACCCACUGGUGGACUUUGAAUUGUAAACAUGGCGGCAACAAAUUACGAAAACUUGGAAGUUUUGGAGGAGAGGGUCCGGAAGCUAGAGGAGAAGAUAUUCGGCCCCCUGCCCAAAGAUGCGGAGUACCCUGAGGUGGUGUCUACAUUAGCCUCGCUGGGUGGACAGCUUGGUAGUGCACUAGGAACCAGAGACCGCAUGAUGAUGGUGAUGAAGAGACUUGACGAGUUGGAACGGUAUUUGGAUCCUACGUAUGGUGAAGCCUUUGAACUUUCAGAUAGCUUAAAACUAGAUCUAGUUCUAGCACGUGAAGAGCAUUUGCGCAGUCAACAACAGCAGCUGAACACCAUGAAUUCUCUCAAGACAGUACUCGACUCACAGCAUAUAGCAGAUGCUGCCACUCUUAGUGAUGAAUUGAUUCAGAUCUCAAAUAGAUUCAGUCAAGAUGAUGAAUCCUCUAAUGCCCAGAACACCUAUAUUAAGGACUUACUUGACCAGUACAACACAAUUAUUAGCAGCUUAACUGAAGCAUUUAUCAAGAUGGAUGAGAUUGUGACAAAAGCUGAAAUUGCUGCCCUCCCUAAGAAGACUGAAGAUUGAGAGCAAUACUUAUGUUUAACUUUUGUUUUGUAAGAGCAUUUUUCCAUUUAUAUUAUGGUUAGUGGAGGUUGUAUGUGGCAUUUUAUAGCCAUUUUACAGUGCAAAAUUGCUGUUAACACAUAACUGAUAUUUCAUGAUACUUCACUUACAUGCACUGCACUGUCUAUAGAGCUUGUUUAAGUAUGUCUAGCACAUAGACAAUUUUUGGUCCACAUGUUUAUGUAUCCUUUAAUAUAUUUUAAUUAUAAGAAUAUUCAUCAAUAAAUUUCUUUAUUUAU
This is a messenger RNA of Macrobrachium nipponense, 900 nucleotides long. RefSeq lists its product as uncharacterized. Gene Ontology annotation, biological process: cytoskeleton-dependent cytokinesis. Bases 53 to 622 code for a protein of 189 amino acids. Lineage: Eukaryota; Metazoa; Arthropoda; Malacostraca; Decapoda; Palaemonidae. The record is from RefSeq and is a predicted model, not a curated record. The transcript has 5 exons. Gene Ontology annotation, cellular component: dynactin complex.